GACUUAACAUAAUCACCAGUCCAAAGAUGAAUGUAAAAAAUGAACCCCUCUGUGUAAGAAUGGACUCUUCCAGAUAACACCAGGCUCGCUGAUUGGCUGCCAAAUCCUCCUCAGGACAUUGAUUCAGGCUAAGCGAUUGGUUACCUUUUUGAUUUCUGAACCGGAGGAGCCCAGUUGGGGUGUUUAUGGAAAUGAAAAAUUGAAAUGGUUACGCCCACCACUAUUCUCUUUACCUCUUGUGUGGUUUGGUGUCUUUUAUAUCAUAGAUUUUGUUCCCGAAAGCUGCCCGGCCGGGCCCCGGUUUGGAAAUGUAACUUUGCCCUUAUAGGCUAUAAUGAAGACUUUAUCCAUUUUAACCCUGGUGACUCCGUUUUUGUUUGGUGCUCCGAGCCUCGUAUUGCAAAACGUACAAUAGCCUGACGUUGUCUUCAUCAACAGAUACCAAAAAUAUACCGUCCAGCUGCCCUGAAGUAUCAGAGAAAGAUGGAUUCAACAAUCAGACAUUCUACGUCAUCGACCCUGAUGGACCAGAACGGGGGGUCCUGCCGAUGGUUGUCCAGUGUGACUUUCAAGAAGGAACAGUAAUAACCCUGAUUGGCCACAACAGUGAGGCACGGACACAUGUGAAAGGGUUUGACGGACGAGGUUCCUACUCCAAGGAUGUGACAUACUGGAAUAUCAUGGACCAAGUGAGAGCUGUGGUGGACAAGUCAACUCUCUGUAAACAGCACAUCAAGUAUGAAUGCCAUCGUUCAGUGAUCUUCGGCUCAACUGACACGCCCUUCGCCUGGUGGGUGACUUGGGAUGGUCGCCAGGCUGACUACUGGGGAGGUGCCAGUCCUGGGAGUGGGCAAUGUGCCUGUGGACAAGCAGGUACAUGCUCUGGCAGAUGCAACUGUGCUGUCAAUAAUUCCACAUGGCGUGAGGAUUCUGGGUUCCUGUCCCACAAGGAUGACCUGCCAGUCACCCAGCUCAGGUUUGGGGAUACUGGUGAUAGUGGUGAAGAAGGUUACUAUACCCUGGGGAAACUCAUCUGUUACCCCUGAGCCUACAUGUAGCCGUGAAUAAUUGUCUGGUACAGCAGUGUUCUUAGCAUGUAACAGUGCUGUGCAGAACUUACAUAAAUCAAUUCAUUAUGUCCAAUGAACAUAGUAUACUUAAGUCUUAAGAUAACCAAGCUAUCAUGACAGGCAUCAUAUUAUCAGUAAGUGACGUUGGGUUUGAGGUGUGAAUGCUUUGUUGUAACAGAAGUUGUAGCGUACAGUAAAUGCAUGAAUGUUCGCGGUGGUUUUAUGUUAGGGUUUUUGCGGUGGCCACUUCACCGCAAAUUUAAAACCACCGCAAACAUUUUUCCAUGGCAGUAAGAGACUACAGUGCAUGCUGCUCCGGGAACUUAAAACCACCGCGAAAAGUCCUUUUUCCCGCUUCCGCGAAUUUAAAUGUAUUUACAGCAUUCAAAUAGAAUUAAUGUUUCAGGUGUUAGAAAUUUGCUUGUCUUUGAUCACUUUAAUAAAACUUUUA
Molecule: messenger RNA, 1521 nt
Organism: Branchiostoma floridae (Florida lancelet)
Lineage: Eukaryota; Metazoa; Chordata; Leptocardii; Amphioxiformes; Branchiostomatidae
Product: contactin-associated protein-like 5
Exons: 4
Coding region: 549-1046 (165 amino acids)
Source: RefSeq, a predicted model, not a curated record